Molecule: messenger RNA, 1348 nt
Organism: Wasmannia auropunctata (little fire ant)
Lineage: Eukaryota; Metazoa; Arthropoda; Insecta; Hymenoptera; Formicidae
Product: apolipoprotein D-like
Exons: 4
Coding region: 39-1022 (327 amino acids)
Molecular function (GO): pigment binding
Source: RefSeq, a predicted model, not a curated record
GAGCGUCGACGGGUGUUCGAGGCAGAUCAUCGUCAGACAUGUUCGGAAAGAUCAUCCUAGCACUCUCGGCUCUGGCCUGGGCCAGUGCCCAGAUUCCCAAUCUGGGCUUCUGCCCAGAAUAUAUACCCAUGGCGAACUUUAAUAGGCAAAGGUUCUUGGGCGUUUGGUACGAGGCCGAGAGAUACUUCCAACUUAGUGAAGUGGUAUCUCGAUGCGUUAUGACGAAUUAUACCAGAGGUAUCGAUGGCAAAUACCGCGUGAGCAAUCAAGUUACGAAUCGUUUCACCGGCGUAAAGAGGAUACUGGAGGGUGAAAUUAAGCCUGCAGCUUCCAAGGCCGAGGAGGGUAAACUUCACGUCAAGUAUACCACAGUUCCACUGACUCCCGAGACUAAGUACUCGGUACUCGAAACCGAUUACGAUUCGUACGCCGUUUUAUGGAGUUGUCAAGGUAUUGGCCCGGUCCACGCACAAAAUGCAUGGGUCAUGACGAGAGAACGGAUUCCGUCCGGAAAAGUGCUUCAAAAGGCUUAUGGCGUUCUCGAUAAGUACAAGAUAUCGAAGACGUUCUUCGUGAAAACCGAUCAGGCGGAAUGCGCCUAUUUCGACUCGACGGAGGAGUCGACGGAGGAGUCCGAGGAGACGAAGAAGCCGGAGGAGGCGAAGAAGCCCGCCACGGAGAAGCGAAAACGGAAACCGCAGCCAGCCGAGAAUGAGGGUUUGAGAGCAGCCAUCGAUCUGAGUGAUGCCGAGAUAAAGGAGAAGGAGGUAGCAGAAGCCGGGAUUACGGGUGAGAAAGCGCCCUCCGAUAUCCCGAAGAUAAUAGCGGAGGAACCCGCGAAGCUCGAGCAGCCCAUCGAAACAGUUCCCGAACGGAUCUUGAAGAUAGCAGAGGCGAUAAAGGAGGAGACCGGCGACACGAGGGAUAAAAUGAUCAUUGUCGAGGUCAAGGAGGAGAACGUCGCGGAAAAUCCGAAGGAGGAGAAAAGCGAGCUUUCGAAGGAGACGGAAACAAUUGCUUAGAAGUAUUAUUUAGCUAAAAUAAAAAAAUAAAAAAAAAAUAAAAAGUCUGUUAGUUGGCGCUAGCAGGGUCGUAUUCCCGGGGAUUUUCGAUGUCUUAGGCUCGUAGCGGUUUCCUCUAAUUGAGAACCAGUCUCGCUUAAGUACCGCAAAAUCAUUAAUCACUGUUCCAUCGGCACGUCGUCGUCGUCGUCGUCGUCGUCGUUGUCGCUGUCGCUUGAGAACAUAGGGUUGGCACGGCGCUUUGUUUUAUAGGCUUACGUACAAAUGUAAAAAAAAAAGAAAAAGAAACAAAGAUAAAUAAAGAUAAAUAAAAUUGUUAUAAAAAA